Messenger RNA from Chrysemys picta bellii (western painted turtle), 2844 nucleotides. RefSeq names its product Bardet-Biedl syndrome 5 (gene BBS5). The record is from RefSeq and is a predicted model, not a curated record. Lineage: Eukaryota; Metazoa; Chordata; Testudines; Emydidae. Gene Ontology annotation, cellular component: BBSome; ciliary basal body. Gene Ontology annotation, biological process: cilium assembly; intracellular transport. Gene Ontology annotation, molecular function: phosphatidylinositol-3-phosphate binding.
GCAGUGCAUGCUGGGAGGGAGCGGUGCAAGGAGAUGCAGGGUCAGCCUGUGAAAGCCUGAAGGCUCGUGGGAGUCCUACGGUAGCACAGAUACUAAUCCUGCUAUUUAAGUUUAGGGACUGGAGUGUAGUCAGGGCUCAGAAACAGGCAGUAGGUUGCUCAUUCCCUGUACCAAAUCCUCUGGGAAACUACUCAUCUAUUUUCCAGAAUCUCCACUUUCAUUUAAAAUAAAAAGCAAAUGAAAAUGAGACCAGGAGAGGUUCUUAUAGACUGUUUAGAUUCUAUUGAAGAUACCAAAGGAAACAAUGGAGACAGAGGUAGACUUCUAGUGACAAAUUUACGGAUUAUUUGGCACUCAUUGGCAUUACCUAGAGUCAAUCUCUCUGUUGGUUACAACUGCAUUAUAAAUAUAACUACGAGAACUGCUAACUCAAAACUACGAGGCCAGACAGAAGCUCUUUAUAUAUUAACUAAAUGUAACAAUACACGAUUUGAGUUCAUAUUUACUAAUGUGGUUCCUGGGAGUCCCAGACUUUUCACUUCAGUUAUUGCUGUACACAGAGCUUAUGAAACUUCUAAAAUGUACCGUGAUCUUAAGCUAAGAAGUGCAUUGAUUCAAAACAAGCAACUGAGAUUAUUACCACAAGAACAAGUAUAUGACAAAAUCAAUGGAGUCUGGAAUUUAUCUAGUGACCAGGGAAAUCUGGGGACCUUUUUCAUUACUAAUGUGAGAAUAGUUUGGCAUGCAAAUAUGAAUGACAGCUUUAAUGUCAGCAUACCAUAUCUGCAAAUUCGUUCAAUAAAGAUUAGAGACUCAAAGUUUGGCUUGGCACUUGUCAUAGAAAGUUCUCAGCAGAGUGGAGGCUAUGUACUUGGUUUUAAAAUAGACCCUGUGGAGAAACUACAGGAGGCAGUGAAAGAAAUAAAUUCACUGCAUAGAGUUUACUCAGCUAGCCCUAUAUUUGGAGUGGAUUAUGAAAUGGAAGAAAAGCCUCAACCUCUUGAAGAUCUGACAGUGGAACAGGUUCAGGAUGAUGUGGAAAUAGAGUCUGAUGAACAGACAGAUGCUUUUGUGGCUUACUUUGCAGAUGGUAAUAAGCAACAAGAUCGGGAACCUGUAUUUUCAGAAGAACUGGGACUGGCAAUAGAGAAACUGAAGGAUGGAUUCACGCUUCAGGGACUCUGGGAAGUAAUGGGUUGAUUUAGAUUUAACAUUAUUUUCCUGAUCAAUGCAAGGCAUGUAGUCAUUAUGUUACCACCAGAUCUUUAGGAAGACUGAAAAUAUUUGAGUAAGACAGAACUAUUAUACCAAAGAGAAGGAACAUAUAAAUAUCAUACAAUGAAUAGUUAACUUAUUUUGUGAAAGAAAACAUGUUAAACAAAUUGUACAUUUGUAACAAUUGUAUUUUGUGUAUUUUUUUAUAUAUUUCUUGUGCUAAAGUUUUAAAUUAUUUAUUUGCUUAUAUAAAAAAGGUACUGAUCUAUAAUUGUAUCUAAAUAACAUUUCCAUUGCAUCUUUUGUGACACAGUCUUAAAAUGUUAUUUAGGGGAAUAAACAAAAAUAUAUUAAUGUGGGUAAACUUUUUUUUUUUUAAAGAAAGAAUAGUUGUCAUUGUGGCAGUAUUGUGGUAUAGCUAUCAUUUUGACAAAGUACUGUACUAUUCCAAGUGUAACUGCUAGUUUUCAUAUUACAUAUAGAACUUCAUGUACUGUAUAUCAAUCAUCAUUCCAGGUACUAAUUUUCAUCCAAAGACUCCAGUACAAUUUUUUUUUUCCAGAAAGCACUGACUUGUUUGUUUUUUAAAGGAGAUAAUCAGGAAAGAAUCACACACUACAUAUCUUUUGCUUCUGACCCAUCAGACCUUUAAAAUGUUGUGUUACAUGCAGAGAGAAUUGAGUCAUUUAUUGUUUAAAGGGGAGAUGCAGCUGUUAAGUUUUUUAGUGAGAUGAGAUCUUACACACUAUUUCCUAUAAAUGGAAAAAGUGAAAUGAGCUCUCCUUUCAGCUGUUGUUUUAGCAGCUGACUACACCAGUGACUUCACUGUGGUAUGGAAAGGAAGAAAAGCCUGUUAAAUAUUUGUGUAAAACUUAGAUAUAUAUAAAACUAUAAUUAAAUGAAAUCCUGUUUAUAUCAAAUGUAUUUAUAAAAGUUGGUACCCAAUCCUGUUCCCAUUUAAGUCCCAUUAAUGGGUGUUUUGUCAUUGACUUCUGUGGGAGCAAGAUCAAGCCCUUUGUCACUAAAGCACGUUAAGGAAAUUCUGGGUUGUUAAAACUUCUACAUUUCCAAAUGUAAUCGAAAUCUAAGCCUUCCCUGCCUAAAUGCUGAAACUCUUAACAAAAAUAAUUUGUGAGUACCUAACUCACGUAUAUUUUGCAAAUCUGCUCUUCUUACUUUGUUAAACUAUUAACAGUUUGUACUGUUAAUACAAAGCUUCUUUUUCUCAAUUUUUAAUGUUGUGAGAAUUCUCAUUGGUUAAAGGAUUUUCAUUUGUGGCAUUUUUUUUUAAUUUUCUCUUCUGUCUCUAAUGUACCUAUUACCUUCAUUUUAAAAGGAUAGAGGAUACCCUUUACUAAUACCACUUUUAAUGUAUCCCUAAAAUGAAAACUUAAAAACAAAUAUUGGGGAGGGGGGGAAGGGAAGUGAUAAUGUGUCUAGGAAAAUGAUCUGGAGUGAGAAUUACAUUUUAAGAAUAAAAAAAUUGGAGCUUCAUUUGUAAAUGAUAUUUUAAAAUAAUUAAGUGGAAUUUUGCUUGGAGAUUCUUUUCAUAUUUUAGCUUGCAAACAAAUUACCAUGUAUUGUUUUAAGUAGAAAUCCAAAAUAAAAUACAUAUUUUUCAUUACAUUA